Ceutorhynchus assimilis (cabbage seed weevil) is the source of this 1473-nucleotide messenger RNA. The record is from the annotation of a GenBank genome assembly. Lineage: Eukaryota; Metazoa; Arthropoda; Insecta; Coleoptera; Curculionidae.
CAAAUGUUUAGUAUCACCCCAAUGCCCAAAUGCCGAACAGCUGGCGGGCUUAUUAUUAUUUAGGGAUGUGAAAGUUUCAUUGUAUUGAGGCUUUUAGGCGUUUCUUGUCUUGGGGUCUAAUCUAAAAUGUUUCCUCCACGCAAUUCCAACUCCAAUAAAUUUCUCUGGGACAUUACCAUCGACACGCAAUCCUGAGAGGAAGAAACGAAAAGAUAACGAUAAUGUUGCUCGCUAGACGACUUCCAGGAAUCUUGUACACGCACAGAUAUACCGUCUAUUCCGUCGGGAUCAUCUUGUCCACUUUUAUUUAUUUCUUGUUCAAAUGGAACUUAUUUUGUGUGAAUCUUCAGGCUUGGCAGCAUGUUAAACGAAUGUGCUCCCUCUACGAACAAGGUCUCGCUAUCGGUUCCCUCUGUGCCCCGCUCUGUGUUUCCAAAGACAUCCACUCACUCACCUGUCAUUCUUUCCAAACAGCAAAAGAAGCAGUUUUCAGUGCAGAAUGGCACAACAUCAAGCUUGUUUUCAAAUCAGUAACAACCGACGUCCAACCGAUCCAUUGGUACGACAAUGGAAUUCUCAAAUAUCCUACCGAAAAAGAGUUCCUAUUAUCGAUAAGAACUAUAGUGAAAAGAAAGUUGAAUUUAACUUUAGCUUAUGAUACCGCUGUACGUUUAGCUAGACUAAAGCCUUCUUAUGAGGAAAAAGAUCCGCUAAAACGCAAACAAGAAAUUGAUAGUUUAUGGUAUUUGUUGCAAGAUAACGAGUAUUUAUUAUCUACUAUUUUUACUGACAAAGAUAUAUUUCCUCAGCUUAUUGGCACUUGCGGUCCAUACUUUGCCGUAGAAUAUUUAGAGCCUGUCCCAUUCACUUCAGCAUUGUUUUCUAUGGGAGAUACUUUAGAAGAAUGGGGACAACGGCUCAAGUUUGCUUUGCAAAUACUAGAAUUAUUGGAUGAUCUUGAAACAAGCUUUAGAGAGCCUUUUCAUCUGUGCGACAUUAAAUUAAACCAUUUUGGUUACAUGAAUAAUAAAAAGAAACUAAAAUUCAUAGAUUUAGAUGAGGCUUUCCCAAGAACCGUUAUUAGUUCCUUAUUUCAGGAAAUCGAUAAUUGUUUAGUGGACGAUGAUUGUGAAUUUCUGGAUUGCCGAUCCACCUGUAAUAAAACCACUAAACAAUGUCGCACAUCUAUUGAAAAUAAUAAUUUUCAAAUUGUGUGUGAGAAAAUUUUCUUAGGCUGGCGUAUGUCCAAUACAAUUCUAGUGCCUGGGCUGUUGAUGUCGCAACAUACUCCCUCCGAACUAGCCUCGAUUUUGAGGCAAUGUGCGAAUCCCGACGGUGUGCCAGGGAAAGUUAGGAAAAUGCCAGACGAUGAAAUUAGGAAGAGGUUGUUUAAUGUGCUUUAUGAAAUGGAACAGUCUCUUAACAAUGAUUUCUUUCUUUAGUGAAAAUUAAUAAAAUUUGUUACUGAUUUAA